UAUUAGAAAUAUAUCUGCGAUUGUAAACGUGUUUCGCACUCGUGUCACCUAUGGAAGGGAGACGUAAUCAUACAUGAUUAUACUGAUAAGCGUAUUUCGACGUAUAUAUAUCAUCACACAGGAAAAUCACGGAAGGGUGAAUAAAGUUCAAAUCAGAGAUACGUUUGGUCACUUGUGCGAAAGAAUGCUUAGAACAAGAUUGUUACAACGGUGCCUGUCGCAUCACGUGCCUUUGAGCUGUAGAGCGAUGCAUCUCCUGAGGGAUAAUGCUUAUAUCAAUGGGAAUUGGAUAGGUGCCAGCAGCAAGCAGACGUUUCCUGUUUGCAAUCCAGUCGACAAUACCGUUAUUGCUCAUGUUCCUGAUAUGAACGUUGCCGAUACUCAAGUAGCCAUCAACGCAGCUGUCAAAGCUUUCGAGACGUUCAGUAAAACCACGGCGAAGGAAAGAAGCGAUUUGCUUAGAAAGUGGUACAAUCUAAUGGUCGAGCAUUCCGAGGAUCUGGCUCGUAUCUUGACCAAAGAGAAUGGAAAAUCUCUCGCCGAGUCGCGAGCGGAAAUUAAAUAUGGAAAUUCUUUUGUCGAGUGGUUUUCGGAGGAAGCUAGAAGAAUAGGAGGAGAAGUACUGCAGGCUCCUGCGUCGAACAGAGAAUUGUUUUUAUUAAGGCAACCAGUCGGCGUAGCUGCCCUAAUCACACCGUGGAACUUUCCACAUGCUAUGAUUACCAGGAAAGCGGGUGCCGCACUUGCCGCUGGCUGUACGUGCGUCGUUAAACCGUCCGAGGACACUCCGCUGACGGCACUGGCGCUAGCAGACCUCGCGGAACAGGCAGGCUUUCCAUCGGGGAUCCUGAACGUACUCACCACAAGUAUAACAAAUUCCGCUGCCGUCGGCAAAGAGCUGUGCGAAAAUCCAAAGAUAAGAGUGUUAUCGUUUACCGGCUCCACAGCUGUAGGAAAGAUCUUAUAUAAGCAGUGCGCCUCAACUGUGAAACGACUUGGCCUUGAAUUAGGUGGUAAUGCGCCGUAUAUCGUAUUCAAAUCCGCGGAUGUAGAUUUAGCUGUAAACAGCGCUAUGGCCAGCAAAUUUCGCAACACUGGUCAAACGUGUGUCUCGGCAAACAGGUUUUUCGUAGAAGCUGAUAUUUUCGACGAGUUUGUUAAGAAAUUUGUGGCAAGAAUUGAAAAAGAUAUCAAGUUGGGAGAUGGUAGUAAAGAGGGUAUCACUCACGGGCCGCUUAUUAAGAAAAGUCAAUUGGACAUGGUAGACGGUUUAGUAAAGGACGCAGUUCAGAAGGGUGCUAAGGUACAUUGCGGCGGAAAUCCAUUACCAGAUCUCGGACCAUUGUUUUAUGCACCUACUCUAUUAACCAAUAUAACGGAAGACAUGCAAAUUUACAACAAAGAAAUCUUUGGGCCCGUAGCUGUAAUUAAUAAGUUUUCCAGCGAGGAAGACGUGUUGAGACAAGCCAAUGAUACACCCGUUGGUUUGGCUGGAUACUUCUUCUCGCAGGACAUAUCACAGAUAUUUAGAGUUGCGCGUAAGUUAGAAGUCGGUAUGGUAGGUGCCAACGAGGGAUUAAUUUCAUGCGCGGAAGCCGCUUUCGGUGGGGUGAAAGAAUCUGGUUUAGGAAGGGAAGGUUCUAAGCAUGGGGUUGAAGAUUUUCUUGAUAUCAAAUAUGUAUGUGUUGGCAAUCUUAAAUACUAAUUAUAUAAAAUGCAUUUUGACCACCAGUCACUAUUAUUCUAGAAAUCAAAACAGACAAUAAUAGGCCAUAUAAUUUAAUAAUAAUAUAAUAUAUAAUAAUGAGAGAAAACUUCCGUAGUGUUCUAAGACUAUCAUUUUUGGCUAUGAUUAUUUAUAUGUAAUUUUAUUAUUAAUUUUGCUUUUAAUGGUUUAUGCUCUUUAUAAUAGUUGAUUAUAAGUUCUUGUAAUAAUAAAUGUUAAAAACAAUUUUAUUUUAUUUUUUUAAAACUCAAGGAGCUUUAUUUUA
Messenger RNA from Temnothorax curvispinosus, 1991 nucleotides. It is a transcript of the gene Ssadh, whose product is annotated as succinate-semialdehyde dehydrogenase, mitochondrial. The transcript is spliced from 2 exons. Gene Ontology annotation, biological process: GABA catabolic process. The coding region runs from base 74 to 1705 and encodes 543 amino acids. NCBI's taxonomy places the organism in Eukaryota, Metazoa, Arthropoda, Insecta, Hymenoptera, Formicidae. The record is from RefSeq and is a predicted model, not a curated record. Gene Ontology annotation, molecular function: succinate-semialdehyde dehydrogenase (NAD+) activity.